Messenger RNA from Thrips palmi, 358 nucleotides. RefSeq lists its product as uncharacterized. The record is from RefSeq and is a predicted model, not a curated record. Lineage: Eukaryota; Metazoa; Arthropoda; Insecta; Thysanoptera; Thripidae. The transcript has 3 exons. Bases 1 to 345 code for a protein of 114 amino acids.
AUGGAUUGGUCAACUGGGCGCCACCGAAGUCGCGCGGUCAAAAUUCGAGUCGGCGCGGCGCGACGUGCGUGUUUACGUUUCGAAACGUGUUUAGUGAGAGGAUCUCGGCUUGCUGUGUCGACGCAGCUUCACAUUGCUCUGCACAUUUGCUCAGCUGAAGCGGACGUCUGGGCGUGCGUGGAUCUACAUGUCAAGACCAUUUUGCAUCGAUUUGAAGUCAGCAGAUGGGCACCACCGUCGUCGCCGCGCGGAUGCGGGGCCUUGGCCGCCGUGGCCGUGGUUGUGGUUUGGACACACUGUCUGUUUACCAUCGACGUGAUGUUUGUGACAAUGUGCUCUCGCUGAUGGCAGUGCGUGG